AGUUUAUCUAAGACACGCACAGUGACCGGGAUAUCCCAGGCGGUGUGUUCCGCUAAACAAAUAGCAGGUUGACAGGUUGGUCACUGUCAUUUGUUGAUGGUGGCAGACCGACCAACCAGACUAACUAAUAACUAACCCUCAACUAACUCCAUGUCAAGAGCCCCGUGGUCCACACCGCCGCUACUUUACAAUAACACAGCUAACGCGCGGGUGUUGACCGUAAACAACUCGGCGGGCGACGAGUCGACUGUCGUGGUCCGGUGUUAUUUCAAGCUAGCUGGUGUUAACGUUAAAGGGGUUAGCUUAGCUGGUUAGCAUUAGCCUGUUCCCGGCGGGGAUGUAACGACCGUGUGGAGACAACAUGGCCAGAAAGACGAGCACGCGCGACACCGGCGCCUGUCGUGACAACACCAACUGCUCGUGUCCGGCUGAUGGACACGGACAUGACAUGACAUGACGGUGGCCCGUAGCUCCGAAGCCUCUGCUAGCAAGUCGGCGUCCUGGCCGGGGACUGAGUUUCUCCCAACAUGUCGCUCUUGUCUUUAAGGACGAACCUCUCCGACUCGCCCGUCCGCCCGAGAGCUGCGUCACUCGGUUGUCAACUCGGUCGACACAACCCGGUUCUGUUCUGCACAAAGUGUCAUAAAACAGCGACCUUCAGGGAAAGUUCACCGGAUCCGAGUAUGACACUGUACCUGUGUUACUAUUGUAUUAAAACCCACCCGAGAUCAGUUUGAGUGCGCUCAUUGUUUUUGCGCUCGGUGUCAAACGGAUUCCAACACAGUGCGAGGGAGUUUGUUCUGUCAAGUGUCUCACUCCGCGGGUAUUUUUAGCUUCCAUUAGCCCAGUUCUGUGCAGAGCAACAAGUUGCAGGAAUGUGAUGCAACUGUCACAUCUCCGCGGCAGUUCACGGGGCGAAGACGUCACUCGAUCGCGUUGCUGUCGACUUCUAGAGGGGUAUAACAAUAUCCAUUCAAAGUGAACGUGAACGCAACACUGGCCCGCCCACUCCCACAGGUGAGGUUUUUGAGGCGAGGGUAUGGAGCACCCUGUACACAGAGGGGAGACGAUGCCCAUCGGACUGCAUGACAGCCACCAACACUCCUUUGUGGUUUGGACAACCCACUCUCUCCUCGCUGCCUGUCCGACUUACCACCUGACGGGAUCCCUCGUGGAGGACGACGACGCUCACAUGAAAGUUGCUCUGGGAUAUGGUGACAUGGGCAUUUCUGCUCACCUACAGGCAUCAAAGACUGGAAACACUCGAUUUUUCACAAGCAACACACACAGCUCAGUUGUUCUUCAGGGAUUUGACCAGCUGAGGAUAGAGGGUUUGCUAUGCGAUGUCACGCUGGUGGCCGGCGACGGCGAUGAAGCUUUCCCUGUACACCGCGCCAUGAUGGCCUCGUCCUCCGACUAUUUCAAAGCCAUGUUCACAGGUGGAAUGAAAGAACAAGAUUUAAUGUGCAUCAAGCUCCAUGGAGUAAACCGAAUAGGCCUGAAGAAGAUCAUCGACUUCAUCUACACAGCCAAGUUGUCGCUCAACAUGGAGAACCUGCAAGACACACUGGAGGCAGCCAGCUUCUUACAGAUCCUCCCUGUGCUGGACUUCUGCAAGGUCUUUCUUAUAUCUGGGGUUUCUCUUGACAACUGUGUGGAGGUGGGUCGCAUUGCCAACACGUAUAACCUCACAGAGGUGGACAAAUAUGUCAAUAACUUCAUCCUGAAGAACUUCCCCUCACUGCUGGGCACGGGGGAGUUUGUGAAGCUGCCAUUUGAGCGACUGGCGUUUGUACUGUCCAGCAACAGCUUGAAACACUGCACUGAAUUGGACCUGUUCAAAGCAGCCUGCCGCUGGCUCCGCUACGAAGACAGUCGCAUGGACUACGCCUCAAAGCUCAUGAAAAACAUCCGCUUUCCACUCAUGAACCCGCAGGAGCUCAUCAAUCACGUGCAGACAGUGGACUUUAUGCGCACGGACAACACCUGUGUCAACCUUCUCCUGGAAGCUAGCAACUACCAAAUGAUGCCCUACAUGCAGCCAGUUAUGCAGUCGGAACGGACAGCCAUCCGCUCGGACAGUGCCCACCUGGUCACCCUGGGUGGUGUUCUGCGUCAGCAGCUAGUCGUGAGCAAGGAGCUGCGUCUGUUUGACGAGAAGGCUCACGAGUGGAAGGCGCUGGCGCCCAUGGACGCGCCCCGCUACCAACACGGCAUUGCGGUCAUCGGCAACUUUCUCUACGUGGUGGGUGGCCAAAGCAAUUACGACACCAAAGGCAAGACGGCAGUGGACACGGUGUUCCGGUACGAUCCUCGCUACAACAAAUGGAUCCAGGUGGCCUGCCUUAAUGAGAAGCGUACCUUCUUUCACCUCAGUGCACUCAAGGGGCACCUCUACGCCGUCGGUGGGAGGAACGCCGCCGGGGAGCUUGCUACUGUGGAGUGCUAUAACCCAAGGACGAAUGAAUGGACGUAUGUUGCCAAAAUGAACGAGCCACAUUACGGCCACGCUGGGACAGUGUAUGGUGGAUAUAUGUAUAUUUCAGGGGGAAUCACUCACGACACUUUUCAGAAGGAGCUGAUGUGCUUUGACCCAGAUGCAGAUAAAUGGACUCAGAAAGCGCCCAUGACGACGGUGCGCGGCCUGCACUGCAUGUGCACGGUGGGGGACCGUCUGUACGUGAUCGGGGGCAAUCACUUCCGGGGCACGAGCGACUACGACGACGUGCUCAGCUGCGAGUACUACUCCCCUGCCCUCGACCUGUGGACACCUAUCGCCGCCAUGUUGCGGGGCCAGAGCGAUGUUGGCGUGGCCGUGUUUGAGAACAAGAUCUAUGUGGUGGGGGGCUACUCUUGGAACAAUCGCUGCAUGGUGGAAAUAGUACAGAAAUACGACCCCGAGAAGGACGAAUGGCACAAAGUGUUUGACUUACCCGAGUCGCUGGGCGGGAUCCGAGCCUGCACACUCACAGUUUUCCCCCCUGAGGAUCUCUCGGGCUCACCCUCCAGAGAGUCGCCCCUCUCAGCACCUUGAUGAGUAAAGGGGGGAGGGGGCGGCCCUUUGCUCACACACCCGUAACCCCUCGCCCACCCGACCCCCCUCAACAAACACACCUUAUAGACAUUGUUUGCACUUCCUCUUUGGACUACACCUGUACUGCAUCCCCAAGUACCCCCCUCCAUCUCCACUCAAGCUGUGCAGAGACCCCUCCCCAAGUGGUUAAAACCUACAUACCGAUACGGUUUGGCAACCUAAUUACACGUUAAUGUUGCGUACUCGGUAUAUUUUGGCAGGAAAUACCUUGACUUGAAAAGUGACUUUGCAAAUCAACUUUUCUACCUGAUGUCUACAAAGUUUUCUUAUGUCUCGGUUUCUGUAGGCGUUCGACCUUGAGACGCCGACCACCACACUGACUCUCUCUUCUAGUCUAUGCCAGGUUAGCUGCAGGUGACCCCCAGAGAGCAGAGGCGUAGCGGAAAGGAUGAGCUCAGAAACAAACAGCUGGUUUUUAACUCAGGGGUUUGGCCCAGGCCCCAUCGACGUCUCUCUCUCUCUCUCGUACAGUUUCAGUUCUUUCCUGCUAUUGCUAUGAAACUGUUAACAAAAUGGUGUUUUCUAAAUUUAAUAAACAUGGUUUUGAAAGUAA
Scophthalmus maximus (turbot) is the source of this 3647-nucleotide messenger RNA. It is a transcript of the gene klhl13, whose product is annotated as kelch-like family member 13. NCBI's taxonomy places the organism in Eukaryota, Metazoa, Chordata, Actinopteri, Pleuronectiformes, Scophthalmidae. The record is from RefSeq and is a predicted model, not a curated record. The coding region runs from base 1040 to 3034 and encodes 664 amino acids. The transcript has 9 exons. Gene Ontology annotation, biological process: protein ubiquitination; regulation of cytokinesis. Gene Ontology annotation, molecular function: cullin family protein binding; ubiquitin-protein transferase activity. Gene Ontology annotation, cellular component: Cul3-RING ubiquitin ligase complex.